UGCACUUUAGAGUGUUUUCAGGAGUGGUGCGGGGGUGCUCCUGUCUUUACACAGCACUGCAAUACACUAAUAUAAACAGGAGUUUUGAAAUCAUUUUUUCCCGCGAAUUAGGACUAGAUAGAAGAUAUUUUUGAACACUUUGUGUUUUACCCUAUCGGCUUAUCGGGAUAUGCCGAGAGGCGGAGACACAUUUUGGUCUUAUUUCCUCCUUCCUCUCAAAAGUUGGGAGCCUGACGCUGCCAUGUCAUGAAGGAACAAACUUGUGGAUUUAAUUAAAUUUGCAAAGACAAGCUUGGAUUUCUUUUUCUUUUUCUCUGAGCUGCUGCCUAAAGGGCCCCCCGCCCCCAUUUUGUUUUUCUGUCCCCCACUGGAGCCCUGAUCGCCACCGUCACCAUGCAGACAUCGCUGCGCCGGCAGAUGAAAAAUGUAGUGAACAACUACACGGAUGCCGAGAUCAAAGUGCGCGAGGCCACCUCCAACGACCCGUGGGGCGCCUCUAGCACACUGAUGGCCGAGAUUGCUGAUCUGACCUACAACAUGGUGGCGUUCACCGAGGUCAUGGGUAUGAUCUGGAGGCGGCUCAAUGACCAUGGCAAGAACUGGCGCCACGUUUAUAAGGCGCUCACCCUGCUGGACUACCUGACCAAGGCAGGCUCGGUCCGUGUGGCGCAGGAGUGUCGGGACAACAUUUACUCCAUCCAGACCCUCAAGGACUUCCAGUACAUAGACCGCGAUGGAGAGGACCAGGGUAUCCAUAUCCGCGAAAAGGCCAAGAAACUGGUGGCUCUGUUGAAGGACCCGGAAAAGCUGAAGAAAGAUCGGGCCCAGGCGUUGAAGACCAAGUCGCGCAUGGUGAGGGUGUACGGUGAAUAUGGAGAGCUACCUCCCCCAUACCCGGCUGCCCACUCCAGCCACUACGGGAUGCACGAGACCCGAAGUUCGCCCUCUUCUCUACAAUCCUCCUCCUCUUCCUCUCCUCAACUCGCGCCGGACUUGGAGCAAGCUCGGCCGACCACCACGGGGGAGGAGGAGCUCCAGCUGCAGCUGGCCCUGGCCAUGAGCCGAGAGGAAAGCGAAAAGCCGACUACUACAACAGUGGUUCUCGAUGAAAAGACUGCAAUGCAGAUCGCUGUGAGCCUCAGCAAAGAGGUUAAGAAGUCAGUCAAGCGUCCACCCACCACAGUGGACAUGGAUGAGGACUCCCAGCUCAAGUUAGCACUGAGCAUGAGCAAGGAAGCACACCAAAAGGAGCAACUCGGUCGCCAAGGAGAUGAAUCAAUGCUCAAGAAAGCUUUGGAGGAGAGCAAACGCGAGAUGUCGUCUAAAGGCGGGACUGCCUUCAUGGACCUGGUAGAUGUUUUUGCCGUACCCAAAGACCCUCCUCCGAGUGAAAACGUCUGGCAUAAAACCCCGUACCAAGCGUCCGCUCGUGCGGGGGGCACAGAUCCCUGGAACCCCUUGGAGGGAAGCCGCAGCUCGUCAAAAGUGGGUGAUGCUGCCUGGAUGGUACCUCCCACCUCCAACAGCCCUCCUCCGCCCUGGGAGCCCAGCCCGCCCCCAGUCAACCCUUGGGACCCCCCACCGGGCACAGCCUCCUCCAACCUAUGGGGCACAGGAUCAUCUGCAGUGGAUCCCUUCACAACACCAAAAAAGUCUCCUCUCCGAGCUGUGAGCCCCUCCGAUGGCGAUCUGUUCGAUGAGGCCAUGGACGGAGGUAAACUCAACGGACAGAGGGAAGGCAGCCCGGAGAUGUUUGACUUGCACCAGCUAGGACAGAGCCUGGCGGACCCUAAGCCUCGCAUGGUGCAUACCCCUGAGUCCUUCCUCGGCCCCGCAGCCGCCUCUUUGGUCAACCUGGACACGCUGAUCCCUGCUAACUCCCAAGCCAGCUUGAACCCUUUUCUAGCAGGCGCGGGUGCUUCCACCAUCGUCAACCCAUUUGAUCCGGAGCCGGUCAGACACACUCUAGGUCAAAUGGGCUCGGGCACACUGCAGCCUUCCCUUUCCUACAGCGCCUCCUUGCCUCUGCCCGUCAGCCAGCAGACGGCCAGCCUCCCGUCGUCCUUCACCCACCCGACACACACCGGCCUGGAGCUGCCCCAGCCUCUGUUGCCCCUCUCCACGGAUGGCGCUUUGGCACCGCAGCCCGCACUGAACAAUCAGAACCCUUUCCUAUGAGGAACCAUUCAAGUAGUUACAAAAAGGGAAAUUGAACUGCAGUCCGAAGGAAUCAAGUGGACCUCCCCCACUCGUUUUUCUCCUACAUUGUGGCAUAACAAGUUAAUGGAUGCAGUAACAGGUUCGAAAUGAUUUAUCAUGUAAAAGUCCUUUUCAGGCUAUUGCUCAUUAGCUAACGCAACAACAACAAGAACAGAAACACGGUGUAAGUUGUUGUUGUUGCACUUUGGCCUUUAUUUCCACUCAAAUGUGUUCUGCUGCCUUUGUGUAGUCAACAAUCAUGUUGCACACUCAGCUGUUUGUGUCACCACCUGCUGCUGUUGUUCUACACGAUGGACUUGCGCAGUACCGUUUAAAAAAAGUAUCCGUGGGUUUUACAACGGGAAGAUCAUGUAGUUUGGGUGAGCUGAAAGCGUUUCAAGCUUUACGCUAACAGUAAUGAACACGGAAUUAGUAGAGUGUUAUGGAAGGACUCCGUCAAUUGUUUCUACUUGUUUGGUCCUAAAUAUAAAUAGCCAUAUUUCCUCAAAUAGUGCCCCCCCCCUCAAAAAUAAACGCCGUGCCCCAAUAAUCAGUUCGACAAUAAACACCUCCUUCAAACAAA
Messenger RNA from Hippocampus comes (tiger tail seahorse), 2782 nucleotides. RefSeq names its product epsin 3a (gene epn3a). Gene Ontology annotation, biological process: endocytosis. Bases 394 to 2178 code for a protein of 594 amino acids. The transcript is spliced from 12 exons. Gene Ontology annotation, molecular function: clathrin binding; phospholipid binding. Gene Ontology annotation, cellular component: plasma membrane; endosome; clathrin vesicle coat. NCBI's taxonomy places the organism in Eukaryota, Metazoa, Chordata, Actinopteri, Syngnathiformes, Syngnathidae. The record is from RefSeq and is a predicted model, not a curated record.